ACGAGAAAAUAAUUAAAUCUAAGUUAAUUAAAUCAAUCUAUUAGAAUAAAAUAUUAAUUUAAUGAUAGUCAAAUGAAUAUGCAGUAUUCAAUAGACUAGUUUAAUUUAUACUUUAAUCUAUUUUUCUCUCUCUUUUGCAGAAAAGCUGUUUUAUCCAAUGGAAAUACGUGCCCAAAUGAAAAGCUGGAAGACUCUAUUGCCCAAAAUUAUUGCUGUACUUCAACAUGCGGAAGAAAAUCCAGUUGCCAACCAGUUUGUGAAGUUAUCUCUUGAUGAUCUCAGGGACUUGGCUUAUGAUAUGGAGGACAUACUCGAAGAGUUUGUGAUUGAUCCCAAAAGGUUUGAAUUGAUUGCAGAAUCUGAAGCCAGACCUAGCAAGCGACAAAGAAACAUCUCUAGUUUCAAGAAUUUUUUUAGCUCUAAUAAGGCUAAGCCCAAUCAAGAGAUUAAUUCCAUGGUGACGGAUCUGAGCGAUAGAUUGCAGAAAAUUGAAAAUGGGAUGCGUAGUUUGGACUUGACCAAUUUGGCUUUGAAACUUGAAGAUUGGUCUCACAGAGUAGCUGCAAAAAGAUUACCUGAUGAGUCUGCUUUACUUGUAGAUAAGGUGUGGGGUCGAGAUAGAGAUAAAGAUGCUAUUCUUCAGAGGUUGCUAAAAGAUGGAGGCAGUCUCGAACAAGAUUUUGUUAUUCCCAUUGUCGGAAUGGGUGGACUAGGCAAAACAACUCUUGCUCGUCUCAUUUACAAUGAUAAGAAACUGAAAGGCAGAUUUGACUUGAAGGCAUGGGUUUGUGUUUCUGAUGAGUUUGAUGUUACUCAAAUAACAAGAACCAUUUUAGAACAUGUAACUGGGGAGGAAUGGCGUAACUCUGAUUUUGGUUUGCUUCAAGAGAAAUUGAAAGGGAAAUUGAGCUACAAUCAUCUUCCUUCUUACUUGAAGCGAUGCUUUGCUUAUUGUGCUUUGUUCCCUCAAGACUAUGAAUUCAAAGAAAAGGAGCUGGUUUUAUUAUGGAUGGCUGAGGGCUUAUUGCAGCAACAGCCACGUGGAAAGAAGCAAAUAGAAGAGGAGAUUGGCCAUCAAUAUUUCCAAGAAUUAUUCUCAAGAUCACUCUUUCAACAAUCAAGUAAAAAUAAAUCAAGAUUUGUGAUGCAUGACCUCAUAAAUGAUUUAGCUGUAGAUGUUGCUGGAAAAAUAUAUUGCAAUCUUGAACGUAGCAUGGGUGAUGAAAAAUUAGAGAAAGCUCGUCAUUUGUCAUUCACUCCACACCAGUAUGAACUGUCAGAGAGAUUCACAGUCUUGGAUAAAUUGAAGCAUCUGAGAACAUUCUUGCCAUUAACAGCACACAAUUCCUGCUAUUUGUCUAAAAGAAUCUUGCAUGAUUUCCUACCAACAUUAAAUCGCUUAAGAGUGCUAUCUCUUCGCCACUAUCUGAUAAGCGAGCUACCAGAAUCUUUUCAAAAUUUGAAACAUAUUCGGUACAUUGAUUUUUCUUGUACAAGUAUCAAAUGUAUACCUGAAUCAGUGGGUUCUCUUCUCUUUUUACAAACACUGCUAUUAUGUGAUUGUAGACAGCUUAGUAAGUUGCCUAUGACAAUUGGGAAUCUAAUUGAUCUCCAUCAUCUUGAUAUCACUGAUACACCAUUUCUAACAGAGAUGCCAUCAGGAAUAAGCAAUCUUAAAAAUCUGUUAACAUUGUCCAAAUUCAUCGUGGGGGAGGCAAGUGGAAUGAUGACGAGAUUAUCUAAUUUGAAGAACUUGUCGCAACUUCGAGGAAGACUAUCUAUUCUAGAUUUGCAGAAUGUUUUGAAUGUUCAAGAAGCUAGGGAGGCCAACCUAGACAAGAUCCAUGGUUUGGAAGAGUUAGUCUUGGAGUGGAUUGCUCUUCGUAAUGAUAAAAUAGAAUUAGUCCUCGAAAUGCAGGUCCUCAGCUUGUUAAAACCUCAUUCAAAUUUGAAGAGUCUCAAAAUUUCUUGCUAUGGUGGUGAGAAUUUCCCAAAAUGGGUUUGUGAUCCAUCAUUAUUUUUCAAUUUAUCAUCCAUAGAGCUCCGUAAUUGUGAGAGAUGCACUUUGUUACCAUCACUUGGCCUACUACCUGCUCUAAAAGAAUUAAUUAUUGAAGGCAUGGGUUCAAUAGAAGCUAUAAAUUCUGAGUUUUAUGGGUUGCAUGGCUCUUUUCCAUCACUGGUUGAACUAGUGUUCAGAAACAUGCGAGAGUGGCGGGAAUGGACUUCUCCAGCUGGAAGUGCAGGUGAAUUCCCUUGUCUUCAUAAGCUUGUGAUUGAAAAUUGUCCUAAGUUGUUAGGACAAUUACCCAACAACCUUUCUUCACUUAAAGAGUUAGAUGUUAGCUGGUGUAAUGGGAAGCUUUUGAAGAGUAUGGGAGAUGUCCCCUCUCUUACUGAUUUGAGAAUUACACGAAUUUCAGAAUUGACUUGCUUGCCUAUGAGCAUGAGUCUUCCAUCAUUGAAAGAGUUGUCUAUUACAAACUGCAACGGGGUGCUUUUGAAGAGCAUGGUUGAUCUCACUUCCCUUGUUAACUUGAGAAUUCAGCUAAUUUCAGAAUUGACUUGCUUGCCUGAGGGUUUUACACAGUCCUGGACAGCACUUGAGACCUUGGAUAUUACAGAUUGCAAUGAUCUUACUUGUUUGUGGGAGGAAGGGAUAGAAAUAGAACAAAGCCUCUUGCCUUUCAAUCUUAAACAUCUUUCGGUUAUGGCAUGUGGAGCUUUGGAGUCAUUACCCCAUGCAAUGAUGAUGAGGAUGGAUGGAAGCAGUAGCAGCAACACUAGCAUGUGGAUGUCGAGACUAGAAAGGUUGGAAAUUUGUGAUUGUAAUUCUCUCAAGUCGUUUCCAAGAGGCAAAUUACCCACCUCGCUUAAAUACUUGAGUAUAGAGAAUUGUAAAGGUCUUGAGUCUUUACCAGAUGCUGAUGGUGACUAUAAUAAUAGCGAUCUACAUUCAAAAAUAUGUAAUCUUCCAUGUUUUUAUUCUUCUCAGGGUAGUUGUCAUCAGCUACCAACUUUUCUCAAGAAAUUUAGAGUUACUGAUGGUGACGAGUGGCUGGAAUCAUUUCCAGAGAAGAUGCUGCAACAUUGUACGGGACUCCAAUCCAUUGAAAUUGAUAGAUGUAAAAUAUUGAAAAGUUUACCCAAUCUUGAUUACGUCAGCAAUCUCGUUCGAUUAUCUAUUGAGAAGUGUGAAGUUUUAGAGUCCUUACCAGAAGAGUUGGGGUUAUGCACCCCCAAUCUUAAUUCGUUGAAGAUAAGAUGGUGUGAGAAUUUCAAAUCCCUCCCAAAUACGAUGUACCAGCUGAAAUCUCUUCAAGAGCUAUCGAUGUGGAGUUGCCCCAGCAUCGAGUUCAUUCCAGAUGGGGGUUUGCCCCCAAACUUAACAAUUCUUCAAUUAAAGGGCUGUGAGAAUCUCAAGUGUGUGCCGAAUACAAUGUACCAGCUCACAUCACUUGAGCAUCUAUCACUUUCAGGUGAGGUUUUGAUGAUGGGCCUCCAAAACCUUACGUCUCUUCGAUCGCUGACAAUUAGGCAGAAAUUCCCUCUGGAUAUUGUGCUGCCUUCUUCUUUAACCUCUCUUUGGAUUGAGGAAGAAGAAAAUUUGGAAUCCAUACCUGAGGGGCUAUUCCAAAACCUAGGCUCCCUUCAACGGUUAAGUAUAAAAGACUGCCCAGAGCUACGAUCUUUACCAAAGGAAGCCUUCCCUCCCUCGCUUGGAGAACUAUGUAUCUACCUCUGUCCGCAUCUAAAACGACAGCACUUUGAGGAAAAAGGAGACUACUGGAAUCUCACCUGGAGCAUCCCCUACGUUUGGAUAAGAGAAUGGGAGGUAAUAUGAGCUUAGAGUGAACAGAAACAUGCAUCACCAUUUUAUGCUUUUCAUAUGAGAAUUUAGAGAAAUUAUGUUGCCUUCUGUUGCCUUUUCUUAUAAGCAUUGCAAAUCCUUUUUCCCCAAUUGUUGAGGUAAAUAAAGCCAAGCCACUCCUCAAUGUUACUAAUACUUCAUUCAUUCCUUGGAUUUAUCAGCUGCACAUACUAUUUAUUAUUCACUUUAAAAUUAUUUUCCUCUGAAAACAUGCAUGCAUUCACUUGCCUCAAAAAUGGCUUACGUUUUCAGAUUAUUUCAAUGGAGAUGAGUUACUAGCCUUGGCAUUAAGGAUUAAACAACCUUGUAACCUGAGAUGAUGCUUCCAGUAUGAUGAGUCAGAAAUGAGUAAUCCGACAAUGUAUACUGCAUUCUCUCUUUAUUCAUCCCAAGUCACAGCCAAUAUUGUAGCACAAACACUACCAUUUUAGUUAACAAUGGGCUAACUUGCAAAGUAGCUUCAAGAUCUAACAACUUGAUGAAAAAUUGUGGUGUUCACAAAUUUGUCAUAGUUGCAAGCUUGAAGCUAUAAUGUUCUUCUACCCUCCAAAGAAUACCCUCUUUGAUAAGACAUGGAUUUUCUUUGAGUUUUUCUCGUAACUUCCCUUGAUCAAUUCCCUAAUCAAGGACAAUUCGAGGAUACGUAUAUAUAUAUAUAUAUAUAUAUAAAGGUGGAUGGGGUAAAGCUUUGAGGCAGCAUUAUGCACAAAUCAUUUCCAGGAUUCUUCUGUUGUACGUAUCCAUCCAUUUGGUGUUGAGAAAACUCUUCAUGAACACAUACAUGAACUGCAUGGAGCUUGGACCUUGAAUGUAUGUCGGUGGAGCUUUAAAUAACGGCCAGUAGUUGGUUUUGAUCAACAUUGUAAAAAAUAGUAGAGAAACUGUGAAAGUGAGUUGCAACAACAGCAGGGACGUUAGUAGACCAGUUAUGGUUCUGCUCGAUGAUCAACAGUGAUUUGGUCUCCAAUUCCUCUUGAUACACACUCAGCACGCUUAAUGAGAUUCCCAAUUUGAUUGGAGAUUUUGACUUCCAGCUUUAUUUUGGUGAUGAUUAAUACAUUAGUGAUCCAACAAUUUUAUUCUUGAUCAUUUUUUGUUGUGUACAAUCCUAGAGUAGAAAGAACUUUGUAAUAAUGCUAUUUUUAUAGUGAAUGUUUUCUACUGGACUAGGUCCCUUGGUUUUUUCCCCUUAAGGAAUUUUCACAUUAAAAAAUUUACUGUCUUGAUUUUGUGGAUAUUGAUUUUUGAUCCAUGAAUCCCCAAAUACUAAAAAAGCACACUUUUAUCUUUGUGAUCCCUAUUCAAAUUCAAGUUAUUAGCUGAAUUGAAAGGACUCUUUGGUGGUAGAUUAUAAUUGAACUUGCGUAUACUGUUAACCCAAACAAAGACCUACGAUUUGAUUCAUAUACAUAUUUCUGAAUUCAAUUGAAUAAGAGGGUUAUUGUUCU
Messenger RNA from Rubroshorea leprosula, 5319 nucleotides. The record is from the annotation of a GenBank genome assembly. Lineage: Eukaryota; Viridiplantae; Streptophyta; Magnoliopsida; Malvales; Dipterocarpaceae.